Molecule: messenger RNA, 1119 nt
Organism: Diaporthe batatas
Lineage: Eukaryota; Fungi; Ascomycota; Sordariomycetes; Diaporthales; Diaporthaceae
Exons: 2
Coding region: 223-1113 (296 amino acids)
Source: RefSeq, a predicted model, not a curated record
AGCUGGUCUAACGGCAGGUGCAAGAGAGACAGUGGUUACGUAUCCUGCUUCCUUCCGAGGUUCACAGCAAAAUAACCCCAAGGGAUAUCACUGCCUCAACCGUCCAACAACACGAAACAGAGGCAGUCAUAAGUCAAUUGCUUGAGACCAAACCGUGAGAGUGCAAGGAAGUGACAAAAGAACCACUCAGCCCAACUAGCCAAGAGUGUAAAACUCACCAACAUGGCGCCCCUGGUCCCGCGGAUGCAUCUCUUUGAGAUUGAUGACCAGCCAUGGUUCCCUCCCUGGUUCCGCGCCAAGGUCCAAGCCGCCCUCACCCAGACCUGGAACUCCCAGAUCCCCCUCCUGCAGCCCGUCUCCCCGGCCAGGAUGGUCUCGCGCCUGCUGCAGGCCCACCUGGGCGACAGGCUCGCAGACCACGUCUUCGUCGACUUCUGCGCCGGCGGCGGCGGGCCCACCCCCAGCAUCGAGAGGUACAUCAACCAGGACACCAGCCAGGGGCCAGUCCAGUUCGUCCUGACAGACCUCCACCCUCACAUCGAGAACUGGACGCGCGCCUCCCGCCGCUCGCCAAACAUCCACUUCUCCCCGUCCCAGAUAGACGCCUCGGACGCGCCCCCGGACCUCCUGGCCAACCACCUCAACACCAACAACGCCCUGGGCAGCGGCAAGAAGCAAUUCCGCCUCUUCAACCUGGCCUUCCACCACUUCGACGACCCCCUCGCGAGGCGCAUCCUGGCCAACACCCUCCAGACGUCCGACGGCUUCGCCAUCUUCGAGCUGCAGGACCGCUCCCUGCGCGCCUUCCUGGCCUGCUGCCUCCUCGGCGUCGGCGUCCUGCUGUCCGCGCCCCUCUUCGCCUGGCGCUGGCGCAGCCCCGGCACCCUCUUCUGGUCCUGGGUGGUCCCCGUGCUGCCCUUCGUGCUCGUCUACGACGGCUGGGUCUCGUCCCUGCGCACGAGGACCCCCGACGAGGUCGAGGCGCUGCUGAGGACGUGUGGCGCCGGCGAGGACGAGGUUUCCCAGUGGGAGAUGCGCAGUGGGAGGGAGUGCCACCUACCUCCUGUUGCGGAUCUGAACUGGAUUAUAUGUACCAAGAAGACCCGGGGUUGAGGCGAG